Messenger RNA from Plasmodium cynomolgi strain B, 636 nucleotides. RefSeq lists its product as hypothetical. Gene Ontology annotation, biological process: protein deubiquitination. Gene Ontology annotation, molecular function: cysteine-type deubiquitinase activity. The transcript has 2 exons. Bases 1 to 636 code for a protein of 211 amino acids. Lineage: Eukaryota; Apicomplexa; Aconoidasida; Haemosporida; Plasmodiidae. The record is from RefSeq and is a predicted model, not a curated record.
AUGAAUAUAAAAAGUUUAGCACAUGUACUGACAGAUAUACAGAAGCUAAAACGGACGGAAGAAAUGAAACGAUACAGUACCUUUGACAGAAGAAUUUCUUUUUUAAAAAGAAAUAGCAAAAUAAAUAAAAGAAAUUACAAAUCUGGACGAACAAUUUUGGAAAAGAGACUCUCGGCAGUUGACUGUGAAUUGAUUAAAGUCCCAGGAGAUGGUAACUGUCUAUUUCGAUCCAUUUCUUGUAACUUAUUUAAUGAACAAAGGUAUCAUAUGUAUGUACGGAAAAGGUGUGUGCAGCACAUGUUGAAUUGUAAGGAUGAGUUUUCCAUUUAUUUUGAAGAGGGUGCUUUUUAUGAAUACACAGAAAAAAUGUCUCAGAAUGGCUACUGGGGGGAUGAGUUGUGUAUAAAGGCCACAGCAGAUGCCUUUGACUGCGUUGUUUAUAUUAUCACGUCUACUGCGGAUAAUUGGCAUUUGAAAUAUGAAUCCAAGCAUCGAACUGAGGGGAAGCACAAGAAGUGCGUGUUUCUCGCCUACACCAGCCCCGUGCACUACGACUCCUUUAGGCUCACUCGGGCCAACCAGGUUGGCUCUCUCCAAGCGGAGUCAACGCUGGGGCCCCUAAUGUUAUUUUUAUAG